AUGAGGUUUCAGUUUCGCACAUGCAAUUUUUGCAUCACCCAUCAAAAGUUGAAGAGAAGUCAUCGGGUAUUAGCCCAUCACUUAGUUUGGUUGAGCAGCUUGACAUUCCCAGGGUUUCUUCGAAAUUUUCACUCUGAUGAGCAUGUGGUGGCUGGAAAAUUGCAAAAGAAGCCUGUACUAGAUUGGAAGAUAUUAGUCAGAUAA
Messenger RNA from Lathyrus sativus (Indian pea), 204 nucleotides. Lineage: Eukaryota; Viridiplantae; Streptophyta; Magnoliopsida; Fabales; Fabaceae. The record is from the annotation of a GenBank genome assembly.